GUCAUCAGGAAAGUCGGAAGGGCUACGCAGCGGCUGUGGAAACGCUUGGCAUUUCGAAAGGAGAGGGACGGACAGAGUGUUCAACAUGAUUGGAGAGCGGCUGCUGCCUAUCGCCCGCAGAGCUGUGCCGGCAGGAGCAGUAGCAGGAGGAGGAGCGGCCUCCUCCUUCUCAUCGUCUCUGACAGCCUUUUCCUUAGCCCUCAAGCUAGUUCUCGCACGGGGGUGGGAGUCCUCAUCGGUAACAUCAACAGGAGCAAACCUACCAACGUCGUGUUGGCUGACCGCUCCCGCCGUUCCCUGCAUUCGGCGAUGCACCACACAACAAAGAUACUUCAGCCGCGGCCCUUGGACAAGCGGGAGGGUGGCAACCUCCGUAGAAUCGCAAGCAGGAUUCAUGCACGCGGAAAGGAAUUGUAGGGCCACCGCUCCUUCUACUCGUCGUCUGGCAAGCAGUCGUAGCGUUGGUGCUGGAGGCGCUAGCGCAGCGUCAACGGGUGGUGGUGGUCGUCUUGACGGGAAUGACGAUGACCCAGGGACGCUCCCAGCAACAGCUGCUAAACUGAAUCUGAGGUCGUUGAGAACGGCCCGUGAGCGUGGCAGCGUCAGAAACAAAAGCAAGAAGAGCAAGCCAGUUAAAGGCGAACCAUCAUCACCACCACCACCAUCACCCGCAAGUAGGAGUGCCCCACGAGGCGGCGGUGCACGGCUGCUGAGGCUCUCAAAGCUUCUGGCGGACAGAGCGAUCGGGACCAGAAGUGAGGUGGACACAUUGGUGCGGCGGGGUCGAGUUAAGGUAGAUGGUGCCGUGGUCAAGUCCCCGAAGGCAAAGCUUCCGGUGGACUGCGUAAUAGAGGUGAACGGAGAAGUGCACGGGCCCGUCCCGCUCCUGGUGGCUUUCCACAAGCCCAAAGGCGUAAUAACGACUCUGAGCGACGACUGGGACAGGGAAGACUUGUCCGAUGUGCUUCCCAAGUCGCUCCUGCUCAAGCACCACCCAGUGGGACGCUUGGAUGCAGACAGCAGCGGCCUUCUGUUGCUGAGCAGCGAUGGAGCUCUCACGCACAGGCUGCUAAAUCCGAGGUUCGAGGUGGAGCGCGAGUACGUGGCCUCGGUGGACGUGCCUCUGGAGGGAGAAGAGCCGGGAGACUCGCUGGUAACGGCUCUCCACGAAGGGAUCACAACCGCAGACGGUGUCUACAGGGCGGACGUUCCGGCGAUAAGCGGGCGGGAUGUGCGCGUGGUGGUGCGAGAAGGGAAGAACCGCAUGGUUCGAAGGAUGUUAGCGAACGCGGGAUACCCUAUCCUCGAGCUGCGGCGAGAACGGUACGGGAAAAUUCUUCUGGGCGAUCUCCCCGAGGGCGAGCACGUGCCAGUGUCGGGAGAAGCCUUGGAAUGGGCGCGAUCGGUGCUUCAGCUUCAAGCGGCGACGGCGGCGGUUGUUGACGGUGGUGGUGACGAAAAGGGAGUGGAGCCAUGAUGCGGUGGACAUGUGCGAUUUUGGGAUACAUACAAUUCAUGUUUAUGUGCAACCGGACUAAAUGAAGCUUUGCUGUAGAAUUUUGUUGUAGAAGUACUCAUCUGGGGUGAAGCUUUGGUUGCUGGUUGUUGGCCCUUCAAUGUGGGGCCGCCCCGGUCCUUGUGGGACUCUGGAUUCCUGAUGUGCACAGUACAAGUUUGGCACAUACCACGGGGAAGGACUUCAAUGAGCCGCGGAGCGCGAAGCGUGAUAUUUGUUUCCCUUCAUCCCCCCGAGGGAAAAAAAUGCCCUUAUGUAUCGGGCUCUUCCAACCAAUGCGAUGUAGGGGCCCUUGUGCGAUUUCCGCCUAAUUAUGGACCGUCCGAAAAGAACCGCCUUUGUUC
Molecule: messenger RNA, 1860 nt
Organism: Ectocarpus sp. CCAP 1310/34
Lineage: Eukaryota; Phaeophyceae; Ectocarpales; Ectocarpaceae
Source: the annotation of a GenBank genome assembly